AUGACCUUCCAGGCUAGACUUAAUAACCCCGAUCUCAUCUUUUCGUUGAGAAAGACGCCGCCAACUUUUAUGAUAGAUUUCUUGUUCAAAGCCCAGAAGUAUAUGAACGGAGAGGACGCCCUUACUACGAAGGGGCUAAUAGGAAAAUGGAAAAAGGAAGAACUUGGUGACUUUCAUGGUAAGAAGAAGGAUCGUAAGGAUUCAUAUCCGGAGACUAAGACCAGCAAGAGUGGUUCUAACACUCCGAAGAAGAAGAUGAACUUCACCCCAUUAGUGAUGCUUGCAGACAAAAUCCUAAUGUUGGAUCCGAAGAAGCUUACACCUUUCAAUUCCCUACUGGUCAGUUUCAGUGGAGAUAGAAUUUAUCCAAGAGGAAUUGUCUCAUUGUCCGUCACAGUUGGAACACAUCUAGCCCAAGAAACAAACCAGGUCGACUUCUCGAUCGUCAAUUGUCCAUCGUCCUAUAAUGUCAUCCUAGGACAACCUACACUGAAUCAGCUUAAGGCUGUAACCUCGACUUAUUACCUAAAAGUGAAGUUUCCAACCCCACACGAGAUAGGGCAAAUAUGCGGGGAUCAACUUUUGGCUAGAGAGUGUUACCAAGCAGUAUUAGCUUCAAGAGAGAACCACACUUGGGUGGUUGAAAAAGAACCAAGGAAACCCACUCAAGAGCUGGAAGAUGUGAGCCUAGUAGAAGGAGAUGCUACCAAAGUAACAAAGGUGGGAGCAGGACUUGACUCAGACCUAAAGGGCAAGAUCGUGGAGUUCUUGAAGCAGAAUCUGGAUAUUUUCACUUGGACUCACAAAGACAUGAGAGGCAUAGACAACAAAGUGGAGAAGCUUUUGACAGCUGGGUUCAUCAAAGAAGUAUACUACCCUGAAUGGCUAGCCAAUGUUGUCAUGGUAAAGAAGUUCAAAGGGAAAUGGCGCGUGUGUGUGGACUUUACAGACCUUAACCGUGCUUGCCCGAAGGAUAGCUUUCCACUUCUCAGGACUGUCCAACUAGUGGAUUCAACAGUAAGCCACGAGCUGUUGACCUUCUUGGAUGCAUUUUCAGGCUACAACCAAAUCCGCAUGAACGAGAAGGACCAGGAGAAAACAGCCUUUGUUACUAGCCAGGGGUUAUACUGCUACAGGGUUAUGCCAUUUGGUUUGAAGUAUGCAGGGGCGACUUAUCAGAGGUUGGUGAAUCAGAUAUUUAGCAAGUAG
This is a messenger RNA of Quercus lobata, 1209 nucleotides long. RefSeq lists its product as uncharacterized. The coding region runs from base 1 to 1209 and encodes 402 amino acids. The record is from RefSeq and is a predicted model, not a curated record. Lineage: Eukaryota; Viridiplantae; Streptophyta; Magnoliopsida; Fagales; Fagaceae. The transcript has 3 exons.